Messenger RNA from Adineta steineri, 933 nucleotides. NCBI's taxonomy places the organism in Eukaryota, Metazoa, Rotifera, Eurotatoria, Adinetida, Adinetidae. The record is from the annotation of a GenBank genome assembly.
AUGUCGUUCUAUUUCUUCGUUUAUCUAGUACUAUUAUUAGUACUUAUUGAUAAAUAUAAAAUUUAUUCAAUUCCAGCCUGUGUUAUUAUUGAUACAAAUAUGCUUCAACGACCUGAUAAUGAUCUAUCAUUACCAAAUAAUCGUUCAUCUUCAUCAUUACUUCUUCGAAAUUUACGUAUGCUUGAUCAUCAACGUUCAUCUGCAUUAUCUGAAUUAGUUGUAGAUCCUAUACCACUGUCUUAUAUUGAUAUCAAACAAACAACAUUACCACCUUUGAUGAAUAUAAAUCAUUCAUCAUUAAAAAAAUCUUUAACCGAAGCCGUAAUUGAUCAAACAUUUUCUCCAUGUCCAAUUAAUUUACUCAGUGAAAUUGAAACAAAAAUGGUUGUUCCAUUUGAAUUUCGUCGUUUACGUAUUGAACAACCUGAUCAUCGCACAAAGUUUUUUGAUGAUGAUCCACGUGAAACUGUUCCUGAUUUAUCAACAGCUGUAUAUGAAAGACGUUCAGAUCCUGAUGGACUUCGUUUUUGUCGUACUUGUCGUGAUGGUUUUUGGACUCAAUUAACAGUAUGUGACACUGUUCGAUGUGAUGCUGAAUUAUUACGAGCUAAUCCACGUUUAGUUACUGAAUGGGGAGAAAUAAAACCAUUAGAUGGUGGUGCACUUUAUACACCUACAACUGUUUUUGCUAUAUAUGCAUUUGCUUUUGGUCCUCAUUGUAAACGAUGUGAAUCAAAUGGACAAUGGAGUCGUUAUGCACUACCAGAACUUUGUGCUGGUAUUAAAUUUUUUGGUCAACCAUCAACAACAACAACAACAACAACAACAACAUCGACAGCAACAAUACUCAAUAGUCAAACUUUGACAAAGUAUGCAAAAUUAAAACAAACUUCAACAUUAUCGUCGACAAAAUCGACAAGCAAAAAACAAUAA